AUCAUUUCCAAUAUUCCAGUGUAGGAGAACCAGCAGAGGCAGAGAACUAAUGGGAACCAUGGGAAUAUCACCACCCAGCUGCGUGUGGGAACCAAUACGUUAAUCAGACUCUAUGUAUCAAACUGAGGAACUCUUUUUUUUGGUCAAUGAAAGACAAACGAUGAAAAAUUGCUAAUAAAGGCCCUCACCUUUGAAAAUAUAGAACAUAUCCUGAUCCCCUCCCCCCUCCUUUCAGCUGGCAUCUUUCCGAGUCGGAUGACUCCGAAUGACAAGAUGCAGUAAUGGAAGUCCACACGUUAUUCAGUACUGUAGCCAUGAAGCAGCUCAAAGGGUAGGGUCUGCUGUGAGCUCGCCUCACCCUGCCCACCCACACCCCCUUUUGCUCCACCAGAGAGCAGAGUCCCACGUUGAAACCUAACCUUGUGGUUCCUCCCUUCUUCUUCUUUAACCUUCCCACCACAACCUCCACCACGGCUUUGGACGACGGAACAUGACGCACAUUGCAAAAACACUGGUUAAUGUCUGAUACAUAUACCUCUGUGGUGUCGAGUGUAAAACCAGUGGAGCAAUGAAUGGCGGAAAGGACUGUGAGGCGGGAGAUGAGCGGCAGGCCGUCCCUGUCCAGGUCCCCAUUGGCUGGCAGCGCAAGGCGGAGCAUGGCAGCAGUGUCGCGUAUGUAAGUCCCAGUGGCUCGGUGCUGUCCAGCUUGGAGCAGGUGAAGAGCUACCUGCUGACAGAUGGAACCUGCAAAUGCGGCCUGGAGUGCCCGCUCAUCCUCCACAAGGUGUUCAACUUCGACCCUGGGGCAGCUGUCAAGCAGAGGACAGCUGAGGAUGUGAAGGCAGAUGAAGACGUGACCAAACUCUGUAUUCACAAGAGGAAGCUUUUAGCUGUGGCCACGUUGCACAAGAGCAUGGAGACACACCCGCCUCUGACACUGACCAGUCCAGGAGGAGGUACGUCGUCAGUGGUUGCUGUGCAUUCCACAACUCAACGAGCAAUAAGGACUAAACCCCAUGAUGGCCCACCCAAUGCCAUUGGCCCUGACUGCAAGCAUACGUUCAAGAUGAUGAUGGCAGCUGGACAACAGCAGCAGAGGUUGUAUCCACACCAGGAAGUGGGUGGAGCCCAGCAGCCUGAGCUCUACUCUGGAUACUCCAGGGGACAGAGGCUGGGCAGUGGGGAGCCUGGCCCUAAAUCCCCUUAUCGGGCUGGGUAUGGAGGCAUGUUAAGCCCACCUCCCUCCAGUGCUAAAUUAUAUGGAGAUGGUUCGCAGUCUCCUGUUGCAGAUACUCUGGGUAGCCCUGAGGGCUUUCCAAGGACCAAUCCUUGUGGGUUUCCAGGAGCUGGUAGCCCUGGCUCAGCUGCCAUCCAUGGGAACACAAGGACACCGCUUUCCCCACCCACUGUAAUGCUCCACGGCUCUCCUGCAGGACAGCCAUCCUGCGCAAUGACAGGAAGGACUAGCACACCUCUCUCCCCUACCGCCACUGCCAAAAGCCCUGUCAUGAACAUGGCCAUGCCACGGGGAAACUUUCCCCCUGGUAUGGAUAUUCCCCGUGCAGCAUUUCACCAUAAAACACAGCCUCCCGUGCAUCCUGUACCACCCCCUCCAUCCAUACCACCACCCUGUGCUCUUCAGAAAAGGCAGUUAACCUCUGAAAAGGACCCCUUAGGCAUUUUAGACCCCAUCCCCAGCAAGCCAGUCAGUCAGCCCCCUGCCAAUGCCCCCAACCCGUCUAACUUCCAGCCUAACAUACACUCUCAGGUACCAAUGAUGAAUGUAAACAUACCCCCUCCUGCCAUCGUUCCCUUGCCAAGCAAUUUACCUUUACCCACAGUGAAGCCUGGGCCUGUGGGGCAUGGUGGGCAUGUGCAAAGGACUCAGCAGGGUGGUCCAGCUUCCUCCAUGUCUCCUUCCCCUGUCACAUCCCCUGUCCACAUGACUGGGCCUGCACUUGUGAGGAUGGAGGUGUCACCUCAUCGCUCACGUUCAUCCUCCACCUCCUCAGACCAUGGAAACUUUGCAAUGCCCUCCGGGCACCAAGCCCCAUGUGGCACCAUGAAGGUCCCCCCUCGUUCACCCCGGUCAACUAUGGGGUCUCCCAGGCCAGCCAUGCCCUCAAGCCCCUCCACCAACAAAAAUGACGCACUCCACCAGUACAAAGACUCCCAGCUGCUGCCCGGGAUGGCAAACUCUGUUGGCACCCAUCAGCACAGCAAUUCCAUGUAUUCGCCCACUUCCUCGUCAUCGUCCUCUCUGGCAACCCCUAGCGCUUCCCAGAAGGGCCACCCUGGACUCCUUGGAAUGCCCCUCAACCAGAUCCUCAACCAACAGAAUGCCGCUUCCUUCCCUGCCAGCAGCCUCCUCUCAGCUGCAGCCAAAGCACAGCUAGCAAAUCAAAACAAACUCAGCACUGCUGGCAACAGCACUGCUGGCAUGGCUGGCAGUGGUGUUGGUAUGUCAGGCAUAGGGGCAGGUGGCGGUGGAGGUGGGGGUGGGCACCCUGGCUCUAUGAGUGGCCCUCGAAGCAUGGAGGGACACAGCACUUUAAACCCCAUGCUCCCGCCAAACUCCACCAUGCUGCUCAACACUCCUGAAGGUCAGAGUGGUCGGGCAGCUCUCAGAGAUAAACUCAUGGCCCAGCAGAGGGAUCCCACGCGCAAACGGAAGCAGUCGUCUGGCAGCACUGUAAACCACGACGGCGGAAACAUGGUCUACAGCAUGCUCAACAAAGCAGGCAUGGCGGGACCACACAUGCUCGGACCCAGUGCCACCGAGCAGCUACGAAAAGUGGGCCGAAUUGGAAACCUACACCCAAAUACCUCCAUGGCUCAGCUUCUCCAGUCCAUGAGCUGCCACAGUUCUCAUAACCUGGCUGGAAACGGCCAUCGUCCAGGUCUUAGCCCCGGCCCAGGGUCUGGCCCUCAAGGAGCGGCACAGCUUCACUACAACGACAGCACGGGGAUGAUCACUGGUGGCCCUCAGCAGAACGUCCUAGUCCAGCAGAGGCUGCGGGGUCCAGGAGAUGCCAUGCAGAACUGCCAGAAUAUGGACACCUCUGGGAGCCAUUUGAUCUCUCGUCCAGGCCAGUUCCCUGACAUGAUGCCUCAGAUGCAGGUCUCCACCAUGAGUAACUGUGGACCUAUGGGGCCAGGCGGUGGGCCAGUGGGACCUAAUGGCUUACCGCUAGUACGCCCCAACACUAACCCCCCACCACUGUCACAUCCUGGCCCUCACCCAUCACAGCUUCAUUGUAUGGGACGGACUAACAUGGUGGUACCACAUGCCGGUGGCGAUGGAAGCUGCAACCAGACCGUCUCUGACACAGGAAACCCCUCAUCAAUGGGCUGCGGGUUGGGCGCCAUACAGCCGCACAUAAACGCAGGCGGAGGUCAGGUGUACCAGCAGCAUAUCCACCAGGGCAUGCAGCAAGGGGUGUCCUCACACUCAGCCUACCAGGGGCCGCAGCACUUCCCAGAAAACCUGCCCUACACAGAUGGCAACAGCGCCAAUGCCGGCUCCAUGGCCUGCCUCUAUCAGAACUACCAGCAGGGGAUGUUGCAGCACUCGCAGUUUGGGGAGGAGCAACAGCCUCAAGGCGAAGGACUGCCAUCAGGUUCUGACAGGGGUUCUGGUGGAGGCCCAGAAGUAGUGGACGCCAUUUAUAGAGCUGUGGUAGACGCCGCCAGCAAGGGCAUGCAUGUUACCAUCACCACUACAGUUAGCGGGACCACACAGGCGAGUCCGGUGCCUGCCCUCAGUGCCAUGAGUGCCUUCACUGCCUCCAUAGGAGAACCGGUCAACCUCCCGCAAGCAGUUAGUGCAGUCCUGCAUGGGCACCAGGAAGGAGAGGCGUUAACCCAGCAAGCCAGACCCAGGCAUGUGAGGCCGGGACGUGGUCAGAAGACUAUGGAUCCGGGGAAGAGCACUCCAGAUGGUCCUGAGGCCAAUGACUACUUUCGUUCCCCUGGUCGUGGAACUCCAAGAGGACAGUGGGACGGGGAGACACAACACGGGGGAGGCUUCGACACUCACGGCAACAACAGCACCUGGGGAGGUGAGGAGUUUCUGGAGUGCUCUACACAAGUAAGAAGUAGUCCCUGCAUGGAGAGACCCGCAAGUCUGGCCCCUGCCCCACCUUGCCCUAUUGACGGAUCCAACGACCAUAGCCUGGCCAUUGGCCAUGAUAAGGUCUUUCUUGACGAUGGUUACCGGUUCAACAACUGCAGCCGGACUCCUGCUAACUACAAGGAACGCCUGGAGCAGACGGUGGAACGCUGCGCCCACAUCAAUGGCACCACCCCCCAUUUUAACACUCGGGUUUACGGAGAAGUUCUGGGCCCCCCACGGCAGGAGCUGACGGGGGACGACCAGUCGCCCAGUUCCUCCACUAGCCUCGAGGGACCUCUGGCCACACCCAAAGACUAUAGCCACUACAAUGGCCACUUUAACGGUAUGGCGCCCAGCCCUUCAGACACAAAGAGCCUGAGCAGCGAGGAGGACCUGCGGCAGCCAGACUCUCCCUCAUCAGAGCUGCUUCACUACCGGUCCAGGACCUUCAAUAUGGGAGAGCUGGUCUGGGGCCAGCUGAAGGGCUUCCCACCCUGGCCUGCCAAGUUGGCUGGGGACGAACAAGUGCACAGCGCUGCUAUGCAGCUGCGAGAGCAGGCCAAGGUAGAGCCAGAGAAGCUAAAAACACUAACUCAUGACUUGGAGGCGCUUGAUCGAGCUGCCAAACGAGGCCUGAAACCGGGGAAACUGAAUAAUCACUUGGAAGCUGCUAUCCACGAGGCCAUGAGCGAGCUAGAUAAGAUGUCGGGCACGAUCCCGUCAAUGGAUCGUCAAGUGAAGCUCCCCAAGCCCAAGAGGAGGAAGAUAUCAAGAUAACAUUGAAUGUGUUGGCCCAAGAACGUCCACAAAGCCUUUGGAGACCUCUUCCAUGCAGCCUUGAUGCGAUCUGAGCUUCUAACAGGUGCUACACAUGGACUUUCAAGUGGUACAUCGAUGUUCCUUAAUAUCAACUUGACUUUUGACUGACCACAGAAGGUGCUGGAAAUUCCAAUCACCAAUACAGUUUUAACUGUAGAGAAAAAAUACAAAAAAAUCAACAACAAAAAAAAAGAAAAAAAAACAAAAACAUCAGAAACAGUUUCAAUUUGUCUACAGCUCACUGAAUUAACUAUUUUUUUCUAGUAUAAGAUAGUAAAAUAAAAAAAAAAGCUACAAGCAUUACCUUACAUAUUUAAGAAAAUAGACAGUCCAAAUAUUUCUGAUACAUUUUCAAUAUGUAUAUAGAUAAUCCUGUAAUUUCAUGCUAUUAAGAAUUGUAUGUAAAUAAUGUACAAUAUCAUGUACAAGCGUACCUAAUGCACAUUUUAUCUUUUAUUGUACAAAAACAAAGCAGAAGAAGUGUACCAAUGUCUUGGUUUCUAUUCAGAAGUGCGGCUGCAUACGGCCGCUUGCAUAGGAUAAAUAAGAAUACAGCCUAAAGCUUUUAUAUGAUGAACUCUAAGUCGUGCUGUUUUUCCUUUUUUGUUUGUUUUUGUAAGGGAACAGGCAGGAGUAUUUGAAUUCUCCAUUACAUCAGUCACUUCACGCUAGUUAAGUGUUGGUUUGUACUUGGGGAUAAAAAGAUAUCAAACAGAAUGAACUUUACCAGCAGGAAGUGUCAGACGGGUCAAUCUUCCUCCACUCCAGCAGCCGCCAGCGUCACACGAAAAUCCUGAUUUCUGGAGUUUUGAUUUUAAGAAAUAGUCUGGUUGGCUGGUGAAGUUUCGGAGCUGUCUACUUAAAAACAGUUUUAAGAAGGAAAACUCCACCCUCGGCUUAAUUUUUUAAGACGACAAUGACCCUGUACCGUUUAACGUGCACACAAACACACAGUCUGAACCUCUUCUCAGAUGUAUUUUUACUUCUCAUUAGUACAAAUUCAUGAUGAAACAUGCCUCAGACACUCUCCUGUUUAUGGAAGUAGUAGAAUUGAACUCGGAUAUUUUAGCCCAGAGUUUAGUUUGGGUGGAUUUUUCCCUUUGAAGCACGAGUCAGCGGCUGUAUUGUCAAUGUUUGAAACUUGGUUGCUGUGAUUAUGUUCUUAUACUUGUUUGUAACGUCAUUUUUUCCCCCUCUCUUCCUCCCUCCGUGACUUGUCAUCUUUUUCACAACUAUAGCUUUAGGUAGAGUAACCAACCUCAGAGUCGGAGUCUAGAUUUUGAAAAGGAACGCUAAUUCCAUGAAAGCAUUUCUUGCAUCUAGGGGCCUUUUGUUUGUCUUGCUUGUUGAUGUAAAUUAUUUAUGUACAGUACUCCAUAUUUAUUUUAAGCUUUACAAAUAUGCUAGAUGGCAAUAAUACUACCAUGAGUUGAGAACUCAAGCCUUAUAUGUGUAUAUGUAUGUUUCUCAGUUUGUUUUUUUUAACAGGUGAAUAGGUCUUGUAUCCAGAGGUGAUUACAAAUGUCAUAUUCCCUUUUUAUUUAAGAAAUGAGCAUUGCAGAUAACACUUAUUGUUUCGUUUUUUUUACAGCAAGGCUUUCAGAUUGCUUGUGUUACAGAUUGUGUCAUGGGGGUUCUUGGGUGAAAAUCAUGUUAUUUAUGGAUAUGAGCCUCCAAAAAAGCAGAUUUGGGGGUCGUAAAUGCAGUUCUAACACUACCGACUGAAAAUCAGUGACAGUACUGGGAACUCUGGAUCAACUCGUGUGAAACGGACGCACGCAAACGGCUGCUCUUCCAGAUCAAAACCAACCAAUAGCAAAGUGAAAUCACUACCGAAUUAUCAAGUGCAAUAAACUGAUCAAUGGCAAAGAUCAACUGCUUAGAAACGCUGCAUCUUUGAUUGUUUGAACCCUGUUCUUUACACAUCUGACUGUCAUUGUGCCUGUUUUCUCCUUUGAUGUGCUCAUCAAUGUGUCACUUUUGUUUUUUUCUUCAUGCCACAUGGAUUAGUGGAGUUCCUUUAGCCUUUUUAUGUUGAAGAAACAUCUGAUCCUCAUCUUAAACCUCCUAAAAAUUCCAAGCAAGUGUCAUAAGAAGAGAUUUCCCUCAGUAUUAGCAUUUUUGUCAAGGACCCGGCUAUUAUAAAUGUUCAAAUGCAAACAGCUUUAUGACCUCGAAGCCAAAUAAAACACUACAUAAUUUGAAAACUUGACCUUUUUUUUCCUCCCAGACGGUAAGAUGUUAAAACACUAAUACCAACUAAUUUUCAGCAUGCAGACAAGCUUUACAGCCAUCCUCACAUUCAGCUUUGAGUCAUUUUAGCAACUCUUUCUUUGUACAUGUUGAAAAAAAUCUGACAUCUGCAGAUUUACUGAAGACUGUGCAAAAAUCUGGUUUUUAAAUUCCUGUUUUUUCUGUGUGUAAUUGGGAGAUCGGGCAAAAAAACUUCCAGCUGUUUUUUAUUUAUUAAUUUUUUUAAAUGUGACGUUUGGUUUUGAGAACACAUGAGCUCUUUUGGUAAAGUUCAUUCUGCUCUUCUGUCCCGUUUUUUUAUUAUUUCUUUUUAGUGCAAUGACAUGCAGGAACCUGUUCUUGUGUCAGGAAUCCAUGUGUUCUGGAUUAGCUCUAUCAGUUUCAUGCUGUUUGUGGUUCAAGAGGUCAAAGCAUAUUUGUGUUUUGAGGUGGUCUGAGCAGUCUAUUUUUCUUCCUUCUACCUGUGUUUGUGUGUGUUGAGGUGUGUGUGAGAAUUUAAUUUUUUCCAAGUGAACUUGUUUUUCUGCUCUUUCAAUUUCAUCUCCCUCUUUCCACCCUUUUGUUGUCAGUAUUUUGUUUCCUCAGCUUGUAAUUAAGUAUAUAUUUUCUUGAUAAUAUAUACUUUACAAAAAAUAGACUUGCGUGAAGUAUGAUGUGCACUUGAUUGCUCUUAUUCUUUUUUGCAUUAAUGUGGGCUAGGGAUAGUUUGUCAGUCCAUUAUUUUGAGAUUGUUUGGACUUUUUUUUAAUGGUUUGAUGUAAGCAGCAUUUUUUUGUAAAUAUUGUGAAACAUUACAGGUCAUGCAGUGAUGUAACAUUUUGAAUAAUGUUGCACAGAUGUUUAAGAUAUUAAAAACAUGUUCACUCUUA
Molecule: messenger RNA, 8055 nt
Organism: Melanotaenia boesemani (Boeseman's rainbowfish)
Lineage: Eukaryota; Metazoa; Chordata; Actinopteri; Atheriniformes; Melanotaeniidae
Product: methyl-CpG-binding domain protein 5-like
Exons: 10
Coding region: 569-4891 (1440 amino acids)
Cellular component (GO): chromocenter; nucleus
Molecular function (GO): DNA binding; chromatin binding
Source: RefSeq, a predicted model, not a curated record